Messenger RNA from Lathyrus sativus (Indian pea), 324 nucleotides. The record is from the annotation of a GenBank genome assembly. Lineage: Eukaryota; Viridiplantae; Streptophyta; Magnoliopsida; Fabales; Fabaceae.
AUGACCCCUAACUUGGCAGAGGCCAUGAACUUUGUACUAAAGGAAACCCGAAACCUUCCAAUCACUGCAUUGGUCCAGUCUACAUAUUAUCGCAUGGGUUCCUUCUUUGGUAAACGAGGCCACAAAUUGACCAAAAUGCUAGCUAUCAGAAAAGUUUUCAUGGAUGGUUACAACAAGGGAAUGACUGAUGAAGUAGCCAAGGCUAACACACAUAAUAUCAUGCAAUUUGAUCGCGAAAGAUUCUGUUUCAUGGUGCAGGAAAAAAUUAAUCAGAAUGAUGGUCGUCUGACGGGUACUUUCAGCGCUGACCUUAGGAACUGUUAG